Molecule: messenger RNA, 1115 nt
Organism: Melanaphis sacchari
Lineage: Eukaryota; Metazoa; Arthropoda; Insecta; Hemiptera; Aphididae
Exons: 6
Coding region: 186-1085 (299 amino acids)
Source: RefSeq, a predicted model, not a curated record
CAGCUAUAUUAUUUUAUUAACAUUUUUUUUUUUACAGUUCUGCAUUUUUGGUGUGCAAUUGGCUUGGUGCGUUUCCUAUUGUAUACAAUAAAAGCAGUAAGUUGUUCUCAACGUCAAAAUGUGGACUGUUAAUUGUUUUCGUACAUGUCGCGAUUGUUGUACUACAAAUAUACACGCAUUUGACGAUGAUAUUUUUUGGUACUAUAAAGAAAACGUCGGUUGUCACGUCUAUCGUGUUAAGCACCAACGGGAUCGGGUUGCUGUGCAUCUUACUGAGAAGAAUGAUGUUUGUGAGUGACACAGUUAGAUGUUACAAUAGCUUGUCUGAAUGGUCAGCUGACAUUUCGGUACCGAAAUCGUCAAUUGUAAUUAUGUAUGCCAGUAUAGUGUCAGUGCUAAUUGAAUUCGUUGGAGAUAUUAUAGAUAGAUACAUGAAAAAUAAGUCCGUGAACUUGGACAACAUUACUACCUAUGCGUUUUUGGGCUUCGAAAUGCAACUGAUACACACUUUCUACGCUAUCGGUCGAUUGUACAAUGAUUUGAACAACUUCGUCAAAUUUGACUUACUCGAUGACUUCGAACGGAUUCGUCAAGCUCGACAACGGAAUCUCGUAUUAUACACGUUUUGCAAAAAGUUCAACUCGCAUUACAAUUUGGAUUUGAUUAUACUUUUGUCAUGCUAUCAGCUGUAUGUGCUUUUGGUACUGUUUAAGCUCAUAAAUAGCCUGGCCACAAGUAUUGCGACCGAAAAUUUUUUUUACAACUUUGUUAACUUGAAAGUUAUCAUCAGAAUAAUACGAAUGACAAGAUUAUUUAUGGUUUUCAUCUACAUAAUAGAGUCAAGUUCUUAUUUACAUAAUAAGAGCGUUUUUACAUUUUAUCAUUUAUUACGCAAUAGAGUGAAUUGUCGGAAGCAUCAAACCAAAGAACAGGUUUAUUUGUUUUUAAAUGAACUAAAUGUUACAGAAGUAAAUAUAUCAGCCAACCAUUGCUAUGACGUAAAUAAAAAGUUCCUGUACUCUGUAUUUAGUUCCAUUAUUGGGUUUAUCAUAUUGGUUGUAUCUUUUUUGUGUAAUCGAUUCUAAAAUUUUACGUGCACAUUCAUUUUAAUGUUA